Molecule: messenger RNA, 1615 nt
Organism: Drosophila montana
Lineage: Eukaryota; Metazoa; Arthropoda; Insecta; Diptera; Drosophilidae
Gene: SelR
Product: methionine sulfoxide reductase SelR
Exons: 4
Coding region: 118-786 (222 amino acids)
Biological process (GO): response to oxidative stress; protein repair
Cellular component (GO): cytoplasm
Molecular function (GO): peptide-methionine (R)-S-oxide reductase activity
Source: RefSeq, a predicted model, not a curated record
UUGUUGGUUUGCCUCAUUUCGCAUGUGAUUGAAUAACCCAUCAGUGCCAAGUGCAAACUGCAGUCGCACCGUUGCCGUUAUACGUACGUUCCGUUGUCAAUUUGAGGCGCUCGAAAAAUGUUUUCACUUUCUCGCCACGCACUGUGGGCACGAAAUUUCGCACUUAUUGCUAACAAGUACAGGUGCAACUUGAUUCAAUUGAAAACGGGAGCCAUCGCUGUCUCUGCACUUCCAUACGUGCGUGCCUUUGCGGAUUCACGUCAGGGCAACGGUGACAACAGCAACGACGGCAAGACGACAAAUUCCAGCGGACCCAAAGCCAACAUGGAGAAUAAAAGCGAAAAGAUUACCGUAAACAAGGAGGAACUGCGCAAACGUCUAACGCCGCUGCAGUAUCAGGUUACACAAGAGGCGGGCACCGAGCGCCCCUUCACAGGUUGUUACAACAAGCACUACGAGAAGGGCGUAUACCAAUGCAUUGUCUGUCAUCAGGAUCUGUUCAGUUCGGAUACCAAAUACGAUUCGGGCUGCGGCUGGCCAGCAUUCAACGAUGUGCUCGAUAAGGGCAAAGUCACACUGCAUCGCGAUGCCAGUAUACCAGUAGUCAUUUCAAAAACGUUAGGGAUGGUACGCACCGAGGUACGCUGCUCCAAGUGCUCGGCCCACAUGGGCCAUGUGUUCGAUGAUGGACCCCCACCGAAGCAUCGGCGCUUCUGCAUCAACUCGGCGUCGAUUGAUUUUUUGAAAAGAACAACAGCAGCGACGACGACAUCGUCCAAAAAAUAAUGUUUUCGUUUAUUCAUGUUGUUAACAAUGAGAUUCUAUACAGAAAGAUAAAUUAUAUGUUAAUUUAAAGUACAUAUAGUACAUGCAUAUAUAUAUAUAUAUAUAUACAUAUAUAUAAAAAAAAAUAUUAUAGAACCUUAUUUACAUAUGCAAAAAUACUCAUGAUAUAUUGUUGAUAUGUUUAUAGCGCCGAUUACACUCAGUGUGUGAGAUUUGUGUUGAGAACCCAAUAUAACGGAAAUUCCAUUUAUGUUAAGGGAACAGGCUUUUGUUUUAGUUCGUAUUUUCUUUAACUCACUUUUAAUUACGGUUUCAAUAUAACUCGAGUAUUCAAAACUUCCAUCAAAAUCUAAUACAUAAAGCACGCACAGCUUCUUCAUCAAUUUAGUUUGUCGCCAAGAAUCAUAACAGCAGCGCUCUUUAUUCUACAUAUUUUUGGGUUAGGAGUCAUUUACUACAUGUAUAUUAUAUACAGUAUAUAUAUUUAUAUUAUCUGUGUAUCUGUGUACUAAAGCUGGCUUAAAGAGUUGGUCGCAUCGCUUUGUUUCUUUUGAUAUCUUUAUUUUUUUUUUUACAUAUUUUUGGUAAUUUUGUUUGGCUUCACGUUUGAUUUCUAUUUAUUUUGGUUGCUUUUUAUUCAUAUUAUAAUUAUAUUUGUUGUACUACAUUGCAAGACUAUCGUAGCCGAUCCAUAUAUUGUCCAACAAACUGAAUAAUGUGUAUUUUUCGUAUAUUUUUCUAUUUCUCUUUUUUUUAACUCGCUUCGAAAAAAAAAACAAAAACAAAAAACUAUACCAAUACUUAAUGUACCGCCUGUAAACGUUCUUUG